This is a messenger RNA of Laccaria bicolor S238N-H82, 306 nucleotides long. RefSeq lists its product as uncharacterized. The transcript has a single exon. The record is from RefSeq and is a predicted model, not a curated record. Bases 1 to 306 code for a protein of 101 amino acids. Lineage: Eukaryota; Fungi; Basidiomycota; Agaricomycetes; Agaricales; Hydnangiaceae.
AUGUUUGGUUAUUUCCAAAUUUCAACCAGAACCAAACUUACCUUCUUUACCACAACAUCUCCCCUCACCAGGCUGCUCGCUCACAGCUCGCUCCCAUCCUCGUUAUCAGGAGUCGUUGUUAUCAUCCAUGCUCCGUUACCCACUGGCUUGUACCCCCAUGUGAUCUCCCUCUUGUUAUUUCUUUGGUUGUCCCUGUUCCCUACCCGUGCGCCUGUGUACGGUCGUUACCAUUUGUCACUGUUCUGGGCUUUUGUUCCCGCCCAUUGCCCCUUUGUAUCUCCUCCCCGACGUAUACCCGCUCACUAA